This is a messenger RNA of Purpureocillium lilacinum, 414 nucleotides long. RefSeq lists its product as uncharacterized. Gene Ontology annotation, biological process: mitochondrial DNA replication; positive regulation of helicase activity. Gene Ontology annotation, molecular function: single-stranded DNA binding. The record is from RefSeq and is a predicted model, not a curated record. Lineage: Eukaryota; Fungi; Ascomycota; Sordariomycetes; Hypocreales; Ophiocordycipitaceae. Gene Ontology annotation, cellular component: mitochondrial nucleoid.
AUGUCCUCGUCGUUCCUCUUCCGCCGCGCGACCGGCGCCGCCACGGCCCGCCGCGCCUUCACCACCUCGGCGCCGCGCUCCGUCGCGCGUAUCUCCAUCAUCGGCAACCUCGCCGACACGCCCGAGCUGCAGCCCACGAGCAGCGGCCGCGAGAUCCUCAAGUACGCCGUCGCCAGCAACAGCGGGCCCAAGGACAACCGCCAGACGAGCUGGUUCCGCGUCACGAGCUUCGCAGAGGGCCCGCGCCGCGACUUCCUCCUCAGCUUGCCCAAGGGUGCCAUGGUUUUUGUUGAGGGCGAUGCCUCUAUCAGCACGUACCAGGACGCCAACGGCCAGACCCGGAGCAGCCUCAACGUUGUCCAGCGCAGUAUCGAGGUCCUCAAGCGCCCCCAGAACGCCGGCCAGAACGAGUAA